Scophthalmus maximus (turbot) is the source of this 589-nucleotide messenger RNA. It is a transcript of the gene ubl5, whose product is annotated as ubiquitin like 5. Gene Ontology annotation, biological process: mRNA splicing, via spliceosome; protein modification process. The transcript is spliced from 5 exons. Gene Ontology annotation, molecular function: protein tag activity; protein binding. The record is from RefSeq and is a predicted model, not a curated record. Bases 110 to 331 code for a protein of 73 amino acids. Gene Ontology annotation, cellular component: cytoplasm; nucleus. Lineage: Eukaryota; Metazoa; Chordata; Actinopteri; Pleuronectiformes; Scophthalmidae.
ACGCAAACUAAAAUCAGCUUUACGGUAAGCGCGACAGUGCGUUCUGGAAAAUACAAGCGACAACGUAGUAUUUGUUAUUUUGUACGUUUUAAGCUGACAGGAACCGAAGAUGAUUGAGGUGGUUUGCAACGAUCGUCUGGGCAAGAAAGUCCGGGUCAAGUGCAACCCUCAGGAUACCAUUGGAGAUCUGAAGAAGCUCAUAGCCGCCCAGACGGGAACACGACACGACAAGAUUGUAUUAAAGAAAUGGUAUACCAUAUUCAAGGACCACGUGUCUCUGGGUGACUAUGAAAUCCACGACGGGAUGAACCUGGAGCUGUACUACCAGUAGACCAGACCACAGGACAAUGCUACACACACGCUACACACACACACACGUGCAACCAUAGAGAUGAAUAGAUGGAAUCGGGUCGCAGGAAACCAUGAUGGUUGGACAACCCAACUAAAAUGGCGAAGGAGCGGUUUCACACCGACAUGACAUAGAUUAAAGUUUUUGCUUUUAAUUUUUACCUUCAAAUUAUGUCUGAGAAUUGUUGUUCUGCAAAUACCUUUGUUUUGAUAUUUUGGAAGUAAAGCUGAUAUUUACCUA